Chanos chanos (milkfish) is the source of this 4525-nucleotide messenger RNA. It is a transcript of the gene magi2a, whose product is annotated as membrane associated guanylate kinase, WW and PDZ domain containing 2a. Gene Ontology annotation, cellular component: dendrite; cell-cell junction; cytoplasm. Bases 1 to 4464 code for a protein of 1487 amino acids. NCBI's taxonomy places the organism in Eukaryota, Metazoa, Chordata, Actinopteri, Gonorynchiformes, Chanidae. The transcript has 23 exons. Gene Ontology annotation, biological process: receptor clustering; signal transduction. Gene Ontology annotation, molecular function: SMAD binding; signaling receptor complex adaptor activity; type II activin receptor binding. The record is from RefSeq and is a predicted model, not a curated record.
AUGUCUAAAAGCUUGAAGAAGAAAAACCACUGGACCAACAAAGUUCAUGAAAUUGUCUUCAGCCGAGAUAAGGAAGGCAAGCUUGGGUUCGAGCUUAAGGGAGGCGCGGAGAAUGGACAGUUCCCUUUCAUCGGGGAGGUGAGAGUGGGCCAGGUGGCGUGCCACAGUGGCAAACUUUCCCAGGACGAGCUACUUCUUGAGGUCAAUGACACUCCAGUGGCCGGACUAACUAUUAGGGAUGUUCUCGCUGUGGUUAGACAUUGCAAAGACCCCGUCCGCCUCAAAUGUGUUAAACAAGGAGGUGUGGUGGACAAAGACCUCAGACACUACCUCAGCCUUCGUUUCCAGAAGGGCUCACUGGACCACGAACUGCAGCAGAUCAUUCGGGACAACCUGUACCUCCGCACUGUGCCCUGUACAACCAGGCAGCCUAAGGAGGGAGAGGUCCCAGGAGUGGAUUAUAACUUCGUCACUGUUGAUCGGUUUAUGGAAUUGGAGAAAAGUGGGGCCUUAUUAGAGAGUGGAACAUAUGAAGAUAACUUUUAUGGCACGCCCAAGCCCCCAGCUGAGCCAACUCCGCUGCUGCUAAAUGUAACGGAUCAGAUCCUGUCGGGUGCCAGACCCAGUUCUGAGGGCAAACGGAAACGGAAUAAGUCAGUGAGCGACAUGGAGAAGGCUGGCAUUGAUCCUCCAGAGGAAGAAGAGGAGGAGAGACCCAUUGUAAAUGGCAAUGGAGUGGCCAUCACCCCAGAAUCAAGUGAACAUGAGGAUAAAAGUACAGAUGCCUCUGGAGAGAUGGCACCUGUGGCCCCAGCUGAAACCCCCUCAGAUGCCCUUAAAGAAGAAUCCCCAAAGUCCAUCCCAAAACCAGAUGAAAAUGAUGACUUGGGCCCUCUGCCAGACAACUGGGAAAUGGCCUACACAGAGAAGGGAGAGGUCUACUUUAUCGAUCACAAUACAAAGACCACAUCAUGGCUGGAUCCACGGCUAGCAAAGAAGGCCAAGCCACCGGAAGAAUGCAAAGAGGAUGAGCUUCCCUAUGGCUGGGAGAAAAUCGAUGACCCUAUUUAUGGCAGUUACUAUGUCGACCAUAUAAACCGACGGACCCAGUUUGAGAACCCUGUUCUGGAGGCGAAGAGGAGACUCCAACAGCAGCAGCAAAUGCAAACCCAGGGCUUGUCGUCCUUGCCUCUGCCUACAAUCUACAGAGAGAAACCGCUGUUCACACGGGAUGCCACGCAGCUGAAAGGUACCUUCCUGUCCACGGCACUACAGAAGAGCAACAUGGGCUUUGGUUUUACCAUCAUCGGAGGAGACGAACCAGAUGAGUUCCUGCAAGUAAAGAGUGUCAUCCCUGAUGGCCCAGCUGCACAGGAUGGCAAAAUGGCCACAGGUGACGUCAUCGUCUACAUCAACGACGUGUGUGUGCUGGGCACCACUCAUGCUGACGUUGUCAAGCUCUUCCAGUCCGUUCCUAUUGGGCAGAGUGUGACGUUGGUAUUGUGCCGCGGCUACCCGCUGCCCUAUGACCCUGAAGACCCAGCCAGCAGCCUCAUCUCACCCAUGGGCCUGAUGGAGCGCCCCCUGAUGGUCAACGGUCGAAACAGCUACGACAACUACAUGGAGUAUAUCACUCGCACCGCACGCUUUGUCCAGGACCACAGAGACCACCUCCAGCAGCAACCACAGGCCCACCCCGGCGACACCCACCUGGAUGGCUCGCUCCCGCCCAACGCCGGGCUGCACGAGGACAGCGUCUCCAUGGCGUCGUCGGGGGCGAUGCAAAGCGAGCUGCUGACAGUCACAAUGGUGAAGGGGGCAGACGGAUUUGGCUUCACCAUUGCAGACAGUCCAACAGGUCAGCGUGUGAAGCAGGUACUGGAGCCACUGGGCUGCCCAGGCCUGUGUGAGGGAGACCUUAUCAUGGAGAUCAACCAGCAGCCAGUGCAGGGCCUGUCCCACACGCAGGUGGUGGAAUUGCUGAAAGAGUGUGCCGUGGGUGCCGAGACCACUCUCGUUAUCCAGAGGGGAGGGACAGGUCAGUUUUCCCCCUGGAAGACCUCUAAACAGGUCCUGGAGCUGUGGGAAAACCAGGGCAGCCCCCACACCAGCCUGUCUGUCCCUGUCCUCCCCCACAGUGCCCCCUUCCCAACACACCACCUGCACAGGGGCUCUGUCCCAGACUAUGCUGAGGGCUUUGAUCUGAACAACCCUGAGCCCUAUGCCCUUUAUGAGAAGUCCAGGGCUAUCUUUGAGAGUAGGCAGUCCGGCCCCUCACGGACAGUCUACCCCGGUGAUCCUCCUGCAGGAGCAGAGUACCAGGAGGUGGAGGUUCACCUGCGCAGGCAGAAGUCUGGCUUUGGCUUCCGGAUCCUGGGGGGCGAUGAGGCCGGCCAGCCUAUCCUGAUUGGCGCUAUCAUAGAGAAAAGCCCAGCAGACAGGGAUGGCCGUCUGCGGCCUGGCGACGAGCUCCUGUUUGUGGACGGGAUCCCAGUGGCAGGAAAACCCCAUCGUUAUGUCAUCGACCUGAUGCAUGGGGCAGCACGCAAUGGCCAGGUCAACCUGACAGUUAGGAGACGGAUACAGGGUACAGGUGAGCCGUGUCCAGAGAAUGGCCGCAGCCCGGGCUCUGUGUCCACUCAGCACAGCUCCCCCAGAAGCGACUUUGCUUCCGGAACCCUCCCCAACAACAUAACCGCUGCACAGAACUCCUCUGCCACAGGCUCCUCCCCUCCAGAGGCUGCAGCCACUCAGAACAUGCAGGCCAGUGACGUCAUCAUCAGCCGCAAGGAGAGUGAAGGCUUUGGAUUUGUCAUCAUCAGCUCCUUGAACCGACCUGAAAGCAAUGCCACUAUCACUGUGCCUCAUAAGAUUGGCCGUAUCAUUGAGGGCAGUCCAGCAGAUCGCUGUGGUAAGCUGAAGGUGGGAGACCGUAUUCUCGCUGUCAACAAUCAGUCCAUAGUCAGCAUGCCACAUGCAGACAUUGUUAAACUCAUCAAAGAUGCUGGGCUUAGCGUCACGCUGCGAAUCAUCCCACAGGAAGAGCUUAACGGCCCUCCCUCGGCAACAAGCUCAGAGAAACAGAGUCCUAUGGCCCAGCAGCACAUAACCCAGUCCACUCCAGUAACACAACCCAACCCAGCAGCCCAGCCCACCCCAGUAACGCAACAAAGCCCAGCCAGCCAGCCCCCUGCACCGCCUGUGCAGAUAUAUGCUUAUGACAGCAGCUACAGGUCAGAGGUGAAGGCGCGACAGGAUGUGAAACCGGAUAUUCGGCAGCCCCCGUUUACCGACUACAGGCAGCCCCCAGUAGACUACAGGCACCCUCCUGUGGCUGACUAUCGCCAGCCCCCCACGCUAGACUACAGACACCCACCUCUGCUAGACUACAGACAACUGUCCACUGAUGCCCGACAGUUCCCCAUACCAGAGUACAGACAGCCACAGGAUUUUGACUUCUUCACUGUGGAGCUGGAGAAGAGUGUGAAAGGCUUUGGCUUCAGUAUUCGUGGAGGGCGGGAAUACAAAAUGGACCUUUUUGUGCUGCGAUUGGCCGAAGACGGACCAGCCAUUCGCAAUGGUAGAAUGAGGGUAGGAGACCAGAUCAUUGAGAUCAAUGGAGAAACUACAAGGGAUAUGACUCAUGCGCGUGCCAUCGAGUUGAUUAAGUCAGGGGGACGAAGGGUGCGUCUGCUUCUGAAAAGGGGCACGGGCCAGGUGCCUGAGUAUGCAGACAGUCCAGCCCCCUGGGAUACUCGCCCUACAGCCUCCCCAAGCCUGUCGGAAGUAGCCUUGCCCCUUGACAGCCUGACGAGUCCAUCACCUUCAUCCCAUCUGAGUCCACCCUCGGAUCUGCCUCACCCAUUGCCCCUGGAGGCAGCGGUGCCAGAGAACAUGCAGAACCCACAGGGGCUGGAGCCAAGAAGCCCAGAACAAGUCAGUACAGGGAAAAGGAAGGCACAGUCUAGUGGGGCUAGCGGCAGCAGCAGAGCCAAACAGAGAGAGGGUGGCAGGUCCACCCGCCAAGGCAGCGGGGUCAAGGGGCAAAAGUCUGAUGAAGGAGAUGGGGAGCCUGUGGAGCUUAAACCCUCCAAAAGUGGUCGUGGGAGAUCCAAGGAACGUAGGGGAGAGAAAAGCAGCAUGCCAUCCAGAAAAAGAGAGCCCACCCAUUCGCCCGAAACCUCCAAGACCCCCCAUCCAGAUGCCAGCAUGAACAGGGGCAACGGCAACCUGGAUGGUGCCACUAUCUUACCAGGGGUCCCUGCACAGCUGAAAGCCCAGCCCAGAGAGCCUGAGAAAGGUCCUGGAGAAAGCCGGCCCAGCCGCACUUCCAAGAACACCACCAGCAGUCGCAGCAGUGCAUCAGGGAGGAAAUCCACUGUGUCUCCAGGACCAUGGAAGAUUCCCGGCUCCGACAAGCUCCCCAGCACCCUGCGCUCUGGGUCCUCCACUGUGAGCAGAUAACACCUGAGGCCUGAUGCAUAGAGGCCUGUUUUGAAUCUUAACUAAGUCCAACCUUGACCAC